Gossypium arboreum is the source of this 870-nucleotide messenger RNA. RefSeq names its product L10-interacting MYB domain-containing protein-like. The coding region runs from base 1 to 870 and encodes 289 amino acids. Lineage: Eukaryota; Viridiplantae; Streptophyta; Magnoliopsida; Malvales; Malvaceae. The record is from RefSeq and is a predicted model, not a curated record. The transcript is spliced from 2 exons.
AUGGUAAAGACACGAAAAUUUGUGGAGGGAGAUAGUACCUUAGCAACAAAAGUUGUUUGGGAUGACGAGCUGACAUUGAUAUUUUGUGAACUUUGCGUGAAUGAAGUCAAUGCUGGUAAUAGACCGACAACUCAUCUAAACUCAAAAGGAUGGGAAAAUGUUGUUGCUCUUUUUCAAGCAAAAACACAAAAAAUUUAUGGAAAACCUCAAUUGAAAAAUAAGUGGGAUACAUUAAAAAAGGAAUGGAGGUUAUGGAGGGAGUUGCUUAAGGACGCUACAGCCACUGGAGAGAAUGCAUGGGCACCUUCGUCUGGUGUUCUUCCAAGUGGGGUUCCUACGGGAGAUGCUACACCUAAUGAGGGAUUUGGUGAUUCAGAUGAAAAUAGCAAUGAGAAUGAAGAUAUCCCUCCUAAUGAGGUACCAUCAAACCCUUCUCAUGAAACUCCGAAUCGAAGAAAGGAAACACUUGGGGUUGUACACGGUAAAGGAAAAAAAUCAAGUUCAAGUAGAAAAUCAUCAAGAAAUUCAUUAGCUACUCAUAUUGAGAAAUUGUGUGAGAGUAUGGCUAGUCCAAGGAAGUCAGUGAAUGAAAUUAUUUUUCCUCACUCUGAAUAUUCUAUUUCAAAUGCAAUGGAUGCUUUGCGUGAUUUGGAAGAUAAAAUUCCCAAAAAAGAUGAACUGUACUAUUUUGCCAUCAAAAUGUUCCAAAUACCGGUGAAACGAGAAGUGUUUUUGAACUUAGAUCCAGAUGUUAGAGUUUGGUCGCUUCGACGUGAGUAUGCUGAACAAAGUCCGAUUGCAUCAUUUUCAUCCUUGGUAGCAACAUCCUCAUUCCCCUUCCAACCAUACCAUCCACCACCUCCACCAUAA